This is a messenger RNA of Synchiropus splendidus (mandarinfish), 2264 nucleotides long. Its product is annotated as peroxisomal succinyl-coenzyme A thioesterase-like. The record is from RefSeq and is a predicted model, not a curated record. Lineage: Eukaryota; Metazoa; Chordata; Actinopteri; Syngnathiformes; Callionymidae. Gene Ontology annotation, molecular function: fatty acyl-CoA hydrolase activity. The transcript is spliced from 11 exons. Bases 159 to 1460 code for a protein of 433 amino acids. Gene Ontology annotation, biological process: fatty acid metabolic process; acyl-CoA metabolic process.
GUUGAUAUGAACCUGAUGUGAAACUCCUCCUACGUUUAUGGCCAUCCGUUUUAAAAUCUGCUGCGCAAGAAAGACUUUUGGGUUCUGGUUUGAAGUCAGACUUUCAGCGCUUCGAACAUUUUGCGCAGGUGGUUGGACACUAACAGUAGAGCUCCAGGAUGGACAGAAGACAGCGUGUGAAUCUCUCAGUCCAUCCAUCUAGAGGACUCAUAGAUGAGAAAUUUGUGGUUCUGGUCCAGAGCUGCCUCCCUGGCUGUCAGCUCACCCUCCACGCUCUUCACCACUGUGAGGAUGGGAACAGCUGGGAAGCUUUUGGACACUACACGUCUGAUGCCUCUGGAGCUGUCAAUGCAUCAAUGGACCCCUCACUGGGUGGGACGUAUUCUGGAGUCGAACCGAUGGCUUUGAUGUGGAGCAUGAGGACAGUUCCAGGGAGCAAACCUGGACUCAGAUUGAGAAUGAAGAACGUCCAGAAACCAAUGGAGGUUGCCAUCUCAGUGUAUCUGGGUCAUCAAACUGAAGGUUUUGAGGAGAAGGUGAAGCUUGCCAAUGUGUUGGUGGAGCGAUGGUACAUGGCACCUGGAGUCCGCAGGAUCCCUAUCACAGAGUCAGACCUCACGGCGACGCUUUUCCUGCCUCCAGGGCCUGGACCCUUUCCUGGAGUCAUCGACAUGUGGGGGGGCACCGGUCAGUUGGUGGAGUACCGAUCAGCGCUGCUGGCCUCUCAUGGUUUCGCCUCUCUCGCCCUUGACUACUUGACUCCCAAAAUCACCUUGGAAACUGGCAAGAUGGUUGGCAAUGACUACUUUGAGACCGCCUUCCAAUUAUUGCAGAAGCAUCCUCAGGUGCUCGGUAGCAAGAUCGGCAUGGUGGGAAUUUCUUUUGGCUCCAGUAUGGCACUUAAAAUGGCGGCUUACUCCCAAAUCGUAAAGCCUGCUUGCAUCAUGUGCGUGAGUGCAAGUCACGUUCAACAGGUCGAGGGAUCAGUCGCAGAAACAUUUAAAUACUUCGAGGAAAACAGAGGGAAAACCCGAUAUAAUGAGUUGAAUGAGGUGAUCUGGAGGGACCUUCUGCUGCCAAUUCCUACUGACCCAGCGUUAAAAGUGGAUAUGGGAAGAAUCCAGUGUCCCUUGAUGUUGGUGGUUGGAGAGGACGAUCAGAACUGGCCUGCAGCUGAGUCGGCACAAGAUAUGAAGGACAUGAUGGAGCGAGCCGGGAACAGCCACUUGCUGAGCAUUCACUCCUAUCCGAACACGGGUCACCUGAUUGAACCGCCGUACUCUCCUCACACCAGAGUCAGCAUCUUUAAACAACAGUCAACAAAGGUGAUGGCUCUGUGGGGUGGAGAAACUGCUGCUCAUUCCCAAGCCAUGGAAGACGCCUGGAAGAAGAUGCUGACAUUCCUGAAAGCGCAUCUCUAUGGCAACAACUCAUCACCGUCUCUGUUGGGACACCACUAAAUCUGAGUUUCAAUCUCUAGGAAUCUGGGACUUUUCCCUUCUCAUAAUACACUGAAAUUACAGUUCAAGGUUAAAUCUAUGUUGAACUGCUGCUCUGGUUCAAUGCUUUAAAUACAGGGAUGUUAUAUCCAUCAUAUAAGGGCUCAUAACAGACGUCUCAUUUCCUCUUCCACUUUGUGUUCCCUUCAGAACACACUGCUACACGCUCUAUUCUGCUCCUAAUGAGCUAUCAGUACACAACCGCCACAGCAUUCUUCACAAGCUUAUGCAGCGUCAAUGAAAACCAGUGAAAUUCUCACCUUGCAAAUCUGCGUCUACACAGCGACUGUGCAGUCAUGUCCUUCUCCGAAGAGUGCCGGCUCAUUAAGUGGCAGAUAUAGGGAGGUCACUAAAGAAGUGCAACGCAGUCAUUGUACAUGCUGAAUGUGCCGUCGCUUCAUUGCAUGAUCACCAAUUCAUUUUUUGUGUGGGUGAGAACCAUUAGACAGUGAAGAAUGAGGUGCUUCUGUACCGUUGCGAGGUCCACAAUUGAUGUUGUAACGAAUACUACACACUUCGAGUCGACUAUAUUGCUGAAAGUUCGAACACCAGACCCCGUAUUCAAAGGUAGUCGGAUUCAUGUGGCGAUGUUGGCGUCAUCUUGUAAACCACCACUGCGUUCUAUAUUGUGGCAGCUGCCAUUGUUUUUGUACAUCUGUAUCGGCCUUUGCACACCUCUUCCUACUCCCUUCUAUUCUCAGGAAAUGUUAAUAAUGGAGCAAGAACAGACAAUUAAAUGUUGGUUGUGUUCUGAUUUAUACGGGA